GCAAUCACAUAAGUUUAUUGACUUAUUAUUAAUGUAACGUCCAAUAAACACUAUAUUUCAAACAAAAAUUCCCAUAACAAUUAAUAAUGAACAUCAUUAUGUUUCAAAAGCCCUACCUUGUAACUCAACAUUUGUUUAAAAGACACAUAAAAAUAGGUUUUAAAAAUAAAGAUACGUAGAAGAGGGGUAUAUUUGAAAAUACGAAAAAGUUGUGGAUUCUUCUAGCUAAUUUCUAAAAGCAAUCACUAUCACCAUCAUUCAUCAUCACCAACUGAAAAGGCUUCUGGAUCUCGCCAGAUCCCAUCGUCGAACCGAACCGAAUCAGACAUCCAAAUUUCUGGACUCACUUCUCCGGUCAAGUCGAGUCUUCACUCUUUGGUCUCAAAGUUUCUUCCUUUUUUUUUUUUUUUUUUUGGUUUCACCAAUGGCGACCUUUAUCAAUCUCGAGGAUUCCCCAAUGUUUCAGAAACAGGUUUGUUCAUUGGAGGGGACAGCUGAUGAGCUUAAAGACCGUUGUCAGAAGCUACACAAAGGUGUUAAGAAGUUCAUGGCAAGUUUGGGAGAGGCAUCCAAAGGAGAAAGUGCCUUUGCUGAUUGUCUGGAAGCAUUUGGUGCUGGACAUGAUGAUCCUAUCAGUCUUUCAAUUGGAGGUCCAGUUAUAUCCAAAUUCAUAAAUACUCUUCGAGAGCUUUCUUCUUACAAGGAGUUUCUUUGCUCACAGGUGGAGCAUGUGUUGCUUGAGAGGUUGAUGAACUUUAUUAAUGUUGAUCUACAAGAAGCUAAGGAGUCUCGGCAUCGAUUUGAUAAAGCUGCUCAUUCGUACGAUCAGUCGCGUGAGAAGUUUGUGUCUUUAAAGAAGAAUACAAAAGGAGAAAUUGUUGCAGAGUUGGAAGAGGAUCUGGAGAACUCAAAGUCAACAUUUGAGAAGAGCCGUUUCAAUCUAGUAAAUUCAUUGAUGACUAUUGAAGCUAAAAAGAAGUAUGAGUUUUUAGAAUCCAUAAGUGCAAUUAUGGAUGCCCAUCUGAGAUAUUUUAAACUUGGAUAUGACUUGUUGAGUCAACUGGAACCAUUUAUUCAUCAGAUAUUAACAUUUGCUCAACAAUCAAAAGAACAGUCUAAGAUUGAACAAGAUCGACUAGCAAGACGCAUUCAAGAAUUCAGGACACAGUCUGAAUUAGACAGCCAACAGCUAGCCGCUAACGCAGAACCCUCUGGUGUUAACGGAAACCGUGUUGGUGGAACCAUCCCUUAUAAAAAUACCGAAACAAGUUUAACAGCAGACAAGGAAGUAAUUAAACAGGGGUAUUUAUUAAAGCGUUCAUCAAGUUUGAGAACUGAUUGGAAAAGAAAGUUUUUUGUCCUUGAUAGUCAUGGUUCUAUGUACUAUUAUAGAAGUAAUGGUAAUAAAUCAAUGGGAUCUCAGCAUCACUAUAGUGGUUCAUCUGACCAUAAUACUGGUGUAUUUGGUCGAUUCCGUGCAAGACAUAACCGAUCAGGUUCGCUCACUGAGGGCAGCUUAGGCUGUAAUACUAUCGAUCUUCGCACUUCUUUGAUAAAACUAGACGCAGAAGACAUGGAUCUUCGGCUCUGUUUCAGAAUUAUUUCUCCUCAAAAAACUUACACACUUCAGGCUGAAAAUGGAGCAGAUAGGAUGGACUGGGUAAAUAAGAUCACUACAGCUAUAGGGACGCUUCUCAAUUCUCAUUUUCUACAACAGUCACCAGUGCGAUACUUGGAUAGAGACAACACUAGUUCUGUUCCUGCUAAUGCUGUCGUCUCCGGGGAUCAAAUUCGACUUAAUGAUGCAAAAGGAAAUAUUGGGGAUGAUGUCUCUACAAUACUCAGAGGAAUUCCUGGCAAUAAUGCAUGUGCAGAGUGCAAUGCUCCCGAGCCAGAUUGGGCUUCACUUAACCUUGGAGUUUUGUUGUGCAUUCAAUGCUCUGGUGUUCACAGGAAUCUCGGGGUUCAUAUAUCCAAGGUGAGGUCCCUUUCAUUGGAUGUGAAAGUGUGGGAGCCAACCAUCUUGGACUUAUUCCGAAAUUUGGGUAAUGCAUACUGUAACUCACUGUGGGAGGGACUACUUCACCAUGAAAAUGACGGUGAGGAAGGAUCAACUUUGUCGCGUGCUUCAAUUUCAAAACCACGUCCAGAAGAUUCCUUUAGUGUGAAGGAGAAAUACAUCUUAGGAAAGUACCUGGAGAAAGCAUUAGUCAUCAAAGAUGAAAGCGAAGCAAACCCUUCUGCUGCGAGUAGAAUUUGGGAAGCUGUUCAAAGCAGAAAUAUACGAGAAAUCUAUCGACUGAUAGUAACUGCUGGGGAUGUGAAUAUCAUCAAUACGAAGUUCGAUGAUAUAACUGAUAUCGAUGCGUAUCACCAUGUUGAUGCAGCAGAUAAAUCAGUAAAGAAAAGACAUGACCCAACUGUCUGUCUGAGAAUCAAAGAAUCCAACGAACCAGGAAACUGUCUUCAAGGCUGUUCCUUGCUCCAUGUGGCUUGUCACAUUGGUGACUCUGUCUUGCUUGAACUGUUGUUACAGUUUGGUGCUGACCUAAACCUGAGAGAUUAUCAUGGAAGGACUCCGUUACACCAUUGCAUAUCAUCAAGGAACCACAAAUUUGCAAAGAUUCUACUGCGAAGAGGAGCACGUCCAUCGAUAGAGGAUGAUGGAGGGCUAAGCGUGCUGGAAAGAGCGAUGGAAAUGGGAGCCAUAACGGAUGAAGAGCUCUUUCUUCUCUUAGCCGAGUGCGCAUAAACAACACUGCACAGCUUAGAAUUGCCUUACGAAGACCAUAAAAUGCAAAAUCAUGCAACGACAGGGUGGUGGUACAAGGUCAAGCUACUACAAUUCCGCAAAAUCAUGGUCACACAGAUAUGACCACCUAUGUAAUGUCAGUUACCACAUUUUUUUUUUUUCAAUUGUCGCUUUUGCGUUUGCAUUUGAGUUUACGUGUAAAAAGUAAUUUUACUUUAUUCCAAUUCAUUUUAUAUGCUUUUGCCGA
Messenger RNA from Camelina sativa (false flax), 2999 nucleotides. Its product is annotated as ADP-ribosylation factor GTPase-activating protein AGD4. Gene Ontology annotation, molecular function: GTPase activator activity; protein binding. Gene Ontology annotation, cellular component: cytoplasm. The record is from RefSeq and is a predicted model, not a curated record. Lineage: Eukaryota; Viridiplantae; Streptophyta; Magnoliopsida; Brassicales; Brassicaceae.